AAUUUUAUUAAUUAAAAAUGAAACAUAAGAUUGGUGAAGAUUUUAGCCAUUUUGCGAUUUUAUCAAAGUACGACGUAAAUCGUAUUAAAGAAAUAAACAAUUAAAAAACAUAAUCAAUACCGUAAAAGUGUUAGUUUUUCUUGUCUGGUAAUGAUUUAGCGAUGACGAUGUCUGAUGGAGUAGUCCACCCAUAUUAAUUAAUGAUGAAUUUGAAAGAAAAAAGUCUUCGCAAUGUUCAAAACUGUCGUGUGUAAAAGCUGUUGGCUUCAAGCGCGACGUGAUCGAUACGCAAUCGUUCUGCCGAGUAUUUCCGAAGUUAUCCGUAAAGAAACGAAGGUAACCGAAUAUUAACGAAGUUGGUCGAGGUAGUAUAGUGAGCAAACGACGCGUACGGAAGAACGCGGGGUCUUCUCCGGCUUGGAUUGAAACAGCGUUCGCGUCUACGGGCGCGGUUUUGCGUCUCGAGCUGGCGUUUUACAUGGUAAAAUGUCCUCCCUCGAUUAUCUGGACUUGUGUCGAUUAUGUCUCGUGAAGGACCGUGUUUCGGUGCCAAUUUUCGAGGGUGAAGGAGACGUACGACAAAUAUUUCUCAAGAUCGCUGCCUGUCUACCGGUCAAGCUUACAAGAGAAGAUAAGUUACCUAAGAAGAUAUGCGAUGAUUGUGUGUAUAAAGUAGAAUUAUUUUAUCAAUUUUGGAAUACAACAGCAAACGCAGAAAAACAACUUUUGCAAUGGCUAGGAGAAGUCAGUUUAGAAGACAAACAGGGUUAUGUUACCAAUGUUCUCAAUCCGAGUGUAAUGAAACAAGAACAGAGUACAGAGAACAGGUUAGAUGGCAAUGUGAUGCAGCAAGUAGAGGAGCAUCAAAACAAUAUGGGGAUGGGUAUGAUGGAUAACAUGGGUUUGGGUAUUCCCAUGAUAAUAUCCAGUGCUAAUCAACAACAAAUCACCUCAGUUCCUAUGGACACCAGCAGCAAUUCUGUACAAACUAUUCAGGCAGUACCUGGUCCAAGUUCACAAACUACACAUAACCAAAUACCACAGAAUCAAACAAACUCUACGCAACAAGAAGAUGAAGAGGAAAGUAGUGAAGAUGAAGAAAAUUCUGACGAAGAAUGCGAUGGAGAUGAAGGCCUACCUGUAAAAGAAGAAAGUGAAGAAGAUCCCAGCAAUAGAACCAUAGAGCCUACUACUUUUGUAAAUGUUUCCUUGGCAUGUGAUGAAGCAGGUCCUUCAGGACUGCAGCAACAGAAGAUCUCAGAUAUGCCUGAGAUGCCAAUUCCACAGCCAGCUGAUGGGGAUCCCAAAUCUGGGUACAACCAGCUACCUUUCUCCGAAGAGUAUUACCCGAUGGCGAUGUUGACGAAGCUCGAGCUGGUGAAGAAGGACGUGGACGCUACGUCGCCUGUAAAAACCGGAGACACGGACGUUGCCAACAACUCGUCCUUUCCACCCGUGCCCCUGAACCCGGAGCAAAGCUUCAUCAAGCAAGAAGUGGCCGACGAGAUCGACGAGGAAGAUCUGCCCCUCGCGUACCACUGCAAGAUCUGCGGCGUGUUCUUCGCCUCGCAGGCUUUACUCGACAAUCACGAGAUCGAGCACAAGAGUAAACGGAAGAACACGUGCAACCAGUGUGGAAGAGUGUUCAGAACGUACGUGAACUUGCGGAAACACAUGAAGAAGCACAACGGGCGGAAAGGUGGCGGGCGCAAGGCGAACAACGCGUCCACGGUCGCCAAUCGUUCCAACAUAAAGGUGAAGAAGGAGAAGCCCGAGAUGGAGUUCGUGUGCAAAACGUGCAACAAGGUGUUCAGACACAAGAGCAACUACCAGAAACAUCUGAUGCGGCACACGGUCGGGGAUCUCACGUGCAAACACUGCCCCAAGAAGUUCCGCCUGUUCCGUGAUCUGACCAGGCACGAGAAGACCCACUUCUAUCCUAGCUACAUGUGCAAGGAGUGCGACUACGAGACCACGGUGCUGGCCGCCCUAAGCAUUCACAUGUUGCGCCACACCGACAAGAACGAUCUACCCUUCCAGUGCAACGACUGCGACAAACGUUUCCGCAAAGCGAUCGAUCUGCAGGAGCAUUACAACAUACACUCAGGGGACAAGCCUUUCGCCUGCCAGUUAUGCGGCACCGCCUUCUAUCUCAGGCGACAACUGUCCGCCCAUUGCAGGCGUAUGCACCCGGAGAUGAAGGCGAACAAAGUGACGAGCACGGCGUGCGACAUCUGCGGCCGAGUUCUCGCAACCAAGAGAUCCUUGUUCCGGCACAAGGAGAGCCACAAUCCCACCAAAUUGUACCUGUGCGAUUACUGCGGCAAGAGUCUGAGCAGCGCGGAACAUUUGAAGAAGCACAGGCGCAUCCACACGGGGGAGAAACCGUACGUGUGCGACAUCUGUGGUAAAGGUUUCACGGAUUCGGAGAAUCUCAGGAUGCACAGAAGGGUGCACACGGGGGAGAAACCGUACAAAUGCGACCAGUGCCCGAAAGCUUUCUCGCAGAGGUCGACGUUGACCAUCCAUAGGCGGGGUCACACGGGGGAACGGCCGUACGUGUGCCAGAUCUGCAACCGUGGUUUCUCGUGCCAGGGCAACCUGACGGCCCAUCAGAAGUCGACCUGCGUGUAAACGCGACGAGUGCCUUUCGUCGUCGUCGUCGUCGUCGUCGAGGGUUAGAACUCUGAGAGAUCGUCGUCUCGAGAGUAAUACCAUCCGUGUUGUCGUCUUCGAGACUCUGGUGCUUCGAUAACACUGCAGGAACAUUUAUGAUUGCGCGACUGUGCAAGAACGACGAUGAAACGAAAGAAGUGUGUGAUCAUGGAUUAAUCUCGACCAAUGAAGAUUAAGAAUUAAAGAAGCCGUACGAAAUCGAUCAAAUGAAUCUUCUUCUUCUUUUUUUUUUUUUUUCUUUUCUUUAUUUUUUUUUCUUUUUUUUUUUUUUUUUCCUUUUCUUUUUUUAUACAUAUACGCUCACGAUACCUUUUGUCAAUCGUGUACCAUUGCAUUUGCGACUGAAAUUGUAUUAUUUGUUUAUUGUUACGAUGUUCGAUGAUUCUUUUUGAAAUUCUUUAUUGUUUUAAUAGCGUUAAGAAUAAUGGUUUUCUUCGUAAGGCAAUAUUAUUUUUUGUCGAUUAGUCGCUCUCUUUCGUUUCUGUUAGCUGUGUGACCAAUUUAAAAUUCAUGUGUUGUACAGCAAACAACGUUCGUUCGAUUAACACUUUCGCUGUUACUGAAGUAUAUAUAAUCUGUGCUUAUUAUUCAUCGAUCUUUAUCUAAGAAUUCCUUGUUACUUCCUUACGCCUUUGU
Apis dorsata (giant honeybee) is the source of this 3312-nucleotide messenger RNA. Its product is annotated as zinc finger protein 2 homolog. Gene Ontology annotation, cellular component: nucleus. The transcript has 6 exons. Lineage: Eukaryota; Metazoa; Arthropoda; Insecta; Hymenoptera; Apidae. Gene Ontology annotation, molecular function: DNA-binding transcription factor activity, RNA polymerase II-specific; zinc ion binding; RNA polymerase II cis-regulatory region sequence-specific DNA binding. The coding region runs from base 487 to 2634 and encodes 715 amino acids. Gene Ontology annotation, biological process: regulation of transcription by RNA polymerase II. The record is from RefSeq and is a predicted model, not a curated record.